Messenger RNA from Bathycoccus prasinos, 2247 nucleotides. RefSeq lists its product with no specific name. NCBI's taxonomy places the organism in Eukaryota, Viridiplantae, Chlorophyta, Mamiellophyceae, Mamiellales, Bathycoccaceae. Gene Ontology annotation, biological process: protein phosphorylation. Bases 1 to 2247 code for a protein of 748 amino acids. The record is from RefSeq and is a predicted model, not a curated record. The transcript has a single exon. Gene Ontology annotation, molecular function: ATP binding; protein kinase activity.
AUGUCGAGAACGAUUUAUCCCGUGAAACUUCAACAGAAAGUUGGAUUCUCGAAGAACACGGAUAAGACGAGAAUUCUACGCAGAGGAGGAGGAAGAAGAAGACCACGUUUUAAAAGCGAAGAAGGAGAAAAAGUACGAGGAGAACGACGCGUUUUACUUCUUCGAACGACGACGACGACGACGAGCAAUAGCAAUAGCAGUAUUAAAGAUGGUGCUUUCAAAGAAGAAGAUAAAGAGGAGGAGGAAAAACCACUCUUGAGCGGUACGGCGAUUAAAAGGAUCGCGGGUGAAGACGUCGAUGUAAGCACAGAACAGAAAAAGCUUUCGAGAGCAAAAGCGAGAAAGAGAACGAAAGAGACGGUGGAGUUUGACGCGAAUUUUUGUAACGUGGUGACUCGAUACGACCCCGAGGCGAUUCGGCGAGAAGCGUUAAGACGACCGGCAAAGUUGGCGAAACGAGUGUUGUUUUUGACGCAAAAGUUUUCAAAGUUGAACGGGAAGAGGAAAGAGUUGGAAAGAAUCGAUCGGUCAACGGCCGAAAAGAGCGCGGAUGGGGUGACGAACGAUAGAUUAUGGGCGAAAGAGGUGAAGACGACGUUGACGAGCUUGGGACCGCUGUUCGUGAAGCUCGGGCAGAAUUUAGCGAAUAGGCCGGAUUUAGUGCCGGAAGACGUUAUGGAGGAGUUGACGACUUUACAAGAUAAAGUUCCAGCGUUUCCCACGUCCGAAGCGAGGGAGAUAAUGGAAUCGCAGUGGGGGGAGAAAAUUGACGACGUGUUUGAGACGUUUACGAAAGAGCCAGUCGCCGCGGCAAGCAUCGGACAGGUGUAUCGAGGGACGCUGAAAAAAGAUAAACGGGACGUGGCGAUAAAAGUUUUGAGACCAAACACGAGAGACUCGGUGAUUUUAGAUUUGUUCGUGUUGAGAGCGGCGGCGAAGCAAUUGUUUGACAACUUCUGUUUGGAAAACGUCGGGUGCCCUGCGACGCUUUUAGUCGACGAGUUCGCGGAGAAAUUAUUGGAAGAGCUCGAUUUCAUCCAAGAAGGGAGAAACUUGAGAGAUUUUCGGAACAAUUUUGCGGACGAUCCGUCCGUACACAUACCAGCGGUCGUUCCAGAACUCUCCGGUCCGAAAGUUUUAGUCAUGGAUUGGCAAGAAGGUGUUCGGUGCACCGCGCCGAACGCGUUUGGCAGCGACGAGGCGAAACGCAUUUUUCUCCAAAACGGCGUCGAAAGCGGCUUGAGACAACUGUUAGAUUUUGGUUUGUUUCACGGCGAUCCGCACCCGGGAAAUGUGUUAGCCUUGAGAGACGGUGAUAUUGCCUACGUCGAUUUCGGUAACGUCGCGGAGAUUUCGAGAUCCAACCAAGAAUCGUUGAUUGAUGCCGUCGUGCACACGAUGAAUCGAGAUUACAUGCAACUCUCGGAGACGUUGCAAACGCUCGGCUUUUUAGAUAAGAACAAAGCGGACAUCGCGGAUGUCGCGUUGGGGUUGCAAGAGGUUUGGGGUGAAGACGCGUUGGAACAGUUAGCGGGCACGAACGGAUUUUCCUUUCGGGGGUUGACGAAAGAGUUCAACAAGUUAUUGUUCAAGUACCCGAUUCGAGUUCCCGAAAGGUUUUCCUUGGUCAUUCGAUCGUUGUUGACGCAAGAAUCGAUUUGCUUGACGUUAGACCCGGAAUUUAACUUUUUAGAUGCCGCGUUUCCAUACGUCGCCAGACGUCUUUUGACCGACCCAGACCCGGCGCUGCGUUUACGAUUGCUCAAAGUUAUCAUCGUCGAUGGUCGAUUCGAGUGGGAACGGUUGACCGCCAUGAUUGAGUUGGCGCAAGUCGGCGCGAAAGGCGGCGUUAAGUUGCCCAUGUUUAGCAUGGCCGCAGACGCGGCAAUCAUGCUGACGAAAGAUAAAACGUUGCGCACGGAACUGGCAAAAGGAUUGCGCUCGGUGCCGGUGACUGAACACAUCAAACGCUCGUUUGAUUUCGGACAAGUGAUUAUUAAGUUAGUCAUUGCCCAAAUCGCGGGCAAAGCCUUUCGAGGAUUUACGUUUGCGUUUGGCGGUUUAUUCGGCAUGCCAAAAAUUUUGUUCAAGUUUGCUUUUGGGAAAAGGAAAAAGUUACGCACGGUUAUGGGAUGCUCGCUCACCGAACCCGAGGAAGGUUUUUCGAGCUUUGGCGAUUGGGUUGAGUUUGAACGCUCGCAAGGGAGCGGCGACGAUAGCGCCUCUUCUGCCGCCGCCGCCGCUUAA